This is a messenger RNA of Tripterygium wilfordii, 2643 nucleotides long. Its product is annotated as heparanase-like protein 1. Gene Ontology annotation, cellular component: membrane; plant-type cell wall. NCBI's taxonomy places the organism in Eukaryota, Viridiplantae, Streptophyta, Magnoliopsida, Celastrales, Celastraceae. Bases 531 to 2153 code for a protein of 540 amino acids. The transcript is spliced from 12 exons. The record is from RefSeq and is a predicted model, not a curated record. Gene Ontology annotation, molecular function: beta-glucuronidase activity.
ACGUAGAAGAAGAUAAUUCACACUCAUCAUAUUUCUACUGUGUAAAUUAAAGAAUGACUUGGACUAAAGAGUCCAUGUCCAUUAUUGGAGAAAAAGCUUCGGUCAAAGAUGGAGUAUCGAAGGAGAUUGCAACGAAACUUUUUUCCCAUUCUUGAAGCAAGAGAGGUCUUUUUCUAGGAAAGAAAGUAUAUGGGUGAAAGGCAUAACUUUCCAGCCAAGGCGUCACACAACUUGGAUUCUGACAAAUAUAGAUCCGAGACCGACCCAUGUCACCAAACAAGGGUGUCUUGUCGAAAGUUACUGGAGAUCAAGAGACGCCAAGAGUGGAAGAGAUAGAGCUCACUCUCUGACGUUUGCGGUGCCACAUUAUUGCUAAACUACAACUGGGGUAGCUUCACUGCUGCUUCUUCUUUUCUUUUUUUUUUAAUAAAGAAAGGAAGAAACUUGCUUCAGGGUUUGAGCUUCGCUGUCAGCAUAAUUGUUCUUUGAAUAGUUGAUUAGGAGUGAGGCCUCCGUAAUUAGAUCUGCCGAUGGGAUUCCAUUUCCAGUUGUUCUUAUUUCUGGCUUUUAUCCCUGCUAUUUUGGCUCAAGAAGUUACACAUGCUAUAAUUAUAGUUGAUGGGAGUAGAUCGAUUGCUGUAAAUGAUGAUAAUUUCAUCUGUGCUACACUUGAUUGGUGGCCUCAUGAUAAGUGCAACUAUAAUCAAUGUCCUUGGGGAUAUUCAUCUGUUACAAAUUUGGAUUUGUCCCACCCCUUCCUAGCAAAAGCAAUCCAAGCGUUCAGGCGUUUGAGGUUAAGAAUUGGAGGUUCUUUGCAAGACCAAGUAUUAUACGAUGUAGGCACUUUGAAGUCUCCUUGUCAUCCAUUCAGAAAGAUGAGAGAUGGGUUAUUUGGGUUUUCAAAGGGAUGUUUGCAUAUGAAACGAUGGGAUGAAUUAAAUCACUUGUUCAGUACAACCGGGGCCCUUGUGACUUUUGGGUUGAAUGCACUAUAUGGGAGGCACCAGAUGAGGACAAAAGUUUGGGUAGGUGCUUGGGACUCUAGUAAUGCUCGCGAUUUUUUGAACUACACUGUUUCUAAGGGAUACCAGAUAGACUCAUGGGAAUUCGGUAAUGAGUUAAGUGGAAGUGGCGUUGGAGCAAGUGUUCAUGCUGAACAGUAUGGGAAGGACUUGAUCAACCUUAAAAAUAUUAUAGAUGAUUUGUAUAAGAACUCCCACUCUAAACCUUCGCUUCUUGCUCCUGGAGGAUUUUUUGAGCAAGAGUGGUAUGAGAAGCUUCUUCAGGUGUCAGGCCCUGGCAUAGUCAACUCUUUGACUCAUCAUAUAUACAACUUGGGUGCAGGCAUUGAUCCUCAUCUUGUGAAUAAGAUAUUGGAUCCUAAUUUCCUAAGCAAAGUAUCAAAAACAUUCAUAAUUCUAAAAGAAACUAUUGAGAAGCAUGGUCCUUGGGCUUCUGCAUGGGUUGGAGAAUCUGGUGGAGCUUACAACAGCGGUGGACGUAAUGUAUCUAAUACAUUUGUUAACAGCUUUUGGUACUUAGAUCAGCUUGGCAUGGCAUCAAAGUACAAUACUAAGGUGUAUUGUAGGCAGACAUUAAUUGGUGGGAACUAUGGCCUCCUCAGCAAAACAACAUUAGCUCCCAAUCCUGACUAUUACAGUGCUCUUCUUUGGCAUCGUCUGAUGGGGAAGGAAGUUUUAGCUGUUGAUAGUGAUGCUUCGCCAUUUCUACGCUCUUAUGCCCACUGUUCCAAAGGAAGAGCGGGUAUAACCUUACUCCUUAUCAAUUUAAGCAACGACACUGAUUUUAUAAUCAGCCUUCAGAACAGCAUGAACAUGAAUCUGCACGGUCGAGCGCAAGGCUUGUACAGAGAAACCCCACUCAUGCGUGGUCUUAAGAAAACGGUUUCCUGGGUUGGAAGGAAAGCAUCAGAUGCACCAUUGUUUAGAGAGGAGUACCAUUUGAGUCCUAAAGACGGGUACCUAAGAAGUCAUACCAUGCUUCUAAAUGGAAUACCGUUGGAGCUUACAAAUGAUGGAGACAUCCCAAGAUUAGAUCCUGUCCGCGUUCAUGUGAAUUCUGUAGUAUCCAUUUCUCAGUUGUCCAUUGCGUUCAUAGUAUUCCCUAAUUUUGAUGCUUCUGCUUGUGCAUAGUUUGUCUUCAUUGAUCUCACUCCAGCCUCAUUAUACACUCCUGUUUUUGUCAACUGUGAAGUUUCUUACAAUUGUAAUCUCAAUAAACUGCAGUCUAUGCUGUUUACAUUUAAUUUCUCUGGUUAACUAUGUGAAGUAUAAUAACGUUCCAAGCAAUAGGAUCUUUAGAUAGAAGAAACAAUUCAAGCAUGGUCAAGAACAAAUGGAUCUUAGUCAAAACAAUACUGGUCAUACUUCUAACAUUAUUUAUUUGAAACAAGAGAACUGAAACUGGAAGAACAAAUCCAUGGAACAGUGCCCAUAUAUCCAGAUCCAUAAUGAAAAGGAGAAACCAUCAGUAAAAUUGUAAAAAGGUCUUGAAUGUGAAUUUCAUGUAUGUGCACUCUCUACUUUCCAAGCAAUCGACGACCACGUUGGUUGGCACCUCUAACACGGAAAUUUAGCUCAUCCACAUCAUUAUGCAUAGGCUCCAGAGCUUUGUUCUGCCUGC